Durusdinium trenchii is the source of this 4341-nucleotide messenger RNA. Lineage: Eukaryota; Dinophyceae; Suessiales; Symbiodiniaceae. The record is from the annotation of a GenBank genome assembly.
AUGGCGAUUGCUUUGGAGUCUGGCGAGCCUGCUUCACAUGACCCUACCGGCUUUGGCAAGCUUGCCCGCCCCUUUGCAGCUACGGCCCGCUUUGGAGGACAGGAGGGCAUAUUUGCAAUGCUAAACGCAAAGGAUCCGCAGCCCCCCCUGCAGUGGUCAAUCAACCUGUGCAGAAACAAACCUGUCAAGAAGUGGCCUUGUGCAAAAACUGACUCCAUUUUUCGUGUUGGCCCAACGGCUCCUGAGACGGCCUUUGGUCUCGAACGCAGCGCACGCUUAAACGGCUUAAGCCGCUUGGCACGACGACAUGGUCGUGGGCCACUGCUAUGGGUGCUGCGCUCACAAAACAUCGAAGAGAACGCGCAGGUAAGCCUCGGCACCUCGAUUUGCAGCCUUCUGGUCUCCAUCUUUCUUUUACAAGGAUGGCAGCCGGUGCGUUUCCGUUUCUAUGGCGGAUGCUUGCUGGGUCUAUGUAGCAUGCAGUGGGCCGAGGCCUUCUUGUGGUAUCACGGAGAUCUCGUGGAGUCCUGCCAAGUCGGUGGUGCAAACCGCUUUGGGACACAGAUCCUAGUGCCCUUGGCCUUGAUUUUGCAGCCUUUGGGCCCUUUCUUUUCAGCACGUCUUUUUCUACCUCAACGGGCCUUGCCCAUGUGCUAUGCAGCCCCACCCUUGCUGUGGUUUGGAGGACUUUGCUUCAAGUAUUUGGUCUUUGGUGAUGCUUGGAUGCAUACUGUCCCAGUUGACCCUGCAACAAAAUGCAACCAAGGAAAUAGCGCUCCUUACAAGAUCCUUGCUUUAAGGAAGUUCUUUGAAGUGACGCACACGACCUUUGAGGCUUGGCAGAUGAUACUGUGGUGUGCAUAUAUCUCAGCACCAGUGCUGAAAGCCAUGAGACCGUUGUUGAAAGCACUCUUCGCAUGUGCCUGGGGCUUGGCGUGCUGCUUGUUGUCAAUGACGAUCACCGAUUCUCCUCCCAGCAAUUGGUGCAUUUACAUCGUCUCCUACAACAUCAUCGCUCUGAUCGAGUACGCCUUGGUGCAAGCUGGGCUGGUCUCCGGCGAGGAGUCCGACGAGAGUGAGGAUGAGUCAGAGACAGAGACUGAUGAGGAGGAGGGCCUGAAGACAAGUGCAAAUAAGAUUUCAGGUGCGCUUGAGCCCUGUGAUGCCUCGAGUGGAUUUUCACCUACCUUGGCCAUGACUGAGCACGAGGGUAACAUCGUCGAGCUCCCUAUGAAGCCAGUGGCGCCCCGGAGGAACUUGACCGAGAGGCAUGCUGUAAGCUGUUCCCUCACUGGCCAUGGCGCAGUGUUGUGUGAUGAUGCACAGGCCUUUCCAGGCACUCUUUAUCCCGCCCUUGCCAAGGCGGCAGGGAAAACCUUGCCGCAGGGGUCCAUCAAGGGAGCGGCCGUGUUGAUUGAUGACGUGGCCCUUCUGCUUCAACAUCCCAACCUGGCGCGUUACUUGGACCUCUUGGUUGGUCGUGACAGUGUUGUUUUCAUCGCCAGUGAGCACAGCUCUUUGUCGCUGGGCACGGUGCUCGCAGCCCAUCCCACAGGUUUUGUGGAGGAAAAAUCACUUCGCAUCGUUUCUCAGUUGCUGCGGGCCUUGUGCCACUUGAAUAGCCGGGGUUUGGUGCAUGGGCGGCUGGAUUCCAACUCUGUGGUCUUCAAAGAGGCACUGAAGGAGCAGAGUGAUGAGAUUCUGUUGACAGGUCAUGGCAUGGGACAUCUUCUGGGCGGGUCUGACCUGUCUGGAAUGCAACCUCUGACCUGGAGCCCUUUGACACCUGCUGACCCCUGUUGCUUGUCACCUGAAGUGGCGGGCGAACACCUCAAACAGGCGAGCUGCCAACCAGACGUGUGGAGCUUGGGGAUUGUGCUGCUGCAGAUGCUGCAGGGUCCCUGGUCCCACCUCCUCUCGGAAGCGCCUUCCGAGCGACGGAGGGGUGGCCUUGUGGCGGCAGAGACCGCGGCGGAGCUGUGGCGCUUUGCCAACUCCAGCGUGAGCACAGCAAAUCCUGGCCUUACGCUACCAGUUGUGUUAAACUGGGCCGACAUGGGCGACGGAUCAGCUGGAUCGGCGUUGCCAAUUCCACAAAGUUUGCAGAUGAUGAACGACGCUUCGAUCAUUGAACUGCAAGGAUCCUACCGGCAAUGGCUUAAGGGCGAAGGCCUUUGUAGUGGAGGUUUGGUCAAUGACUUCUGGGAAGAGUGUGUGACUUUGCGGCCCUCACAGAGGCCGAGGCCGCAGGAUCUCGCCUCUCAUGCCUGCAUGGCGCAGCCUGAUCUUGUGUCAGCCGCAGGCGUGUGGACGGUCCGAGGAGAUGCAAACCUUUACAGUCGAGAUGAUGAGGCACCCCCAGAAGCAGCUUCCCAGCCGCAGAGAUACCUGCAAAGUAUGGGAGUGGACUUGGCUCACCUGAGCUACUGGUGGCACUUGGCGGGUGGAAGCCCCUACCGCGUGGCAGCUGAGCGUUUGCUCUUGCGACCGACGCCGGCCAUCUUUCGCUUGCCACUUUUUGUCCUGGACUCCCACGAGGAGGAGGGUCACCGGAGCACGUUCUUGAGUGAGGAGAUGACCACAGCCACAUCCCGCCCGUCUGCGAAGACGGACGCCACCGGGAUGCAGUUUUGGGACCCGCCACCCGAAGCACCACUGGGCUUCUUUUCAGUGGACCUCACAGACCUUUGUCAGGGUCUUCAUGCCGCCGAUCGUGCGAAUGCAAAGGACUUGCGACCGGAAUCACUUUACGAAAGGCAUCAGCACUUUGCAUACCAAUGGCUUCGCGUGAAACAAUUUCAACGCUUGCUGGCCGCUUUGACGCACAGACGUGUGGAGCUCUUCCGUGAAGCGAGCGAGGAUCUUCCUCCCCUGCUUCGAUCGUCCAUAUGGUCGGCCUUGCUGGGCGGGGCACCUCUGCUGGAAUCGGAUGAGGCUUGCUGGUCACCCUUCUACGAACACCUUUUGACGACACCGCUUGGAGGAGGUUUCUCGGAUGGCCAAGGCGUUGGGAACUAUUUGCUUGAAAGGCCGAGCAGCGGUGGCACGGGACGAUCUUUUUCGGACGAUGAGAGGUGGAAGGUUGCAAUGAGAAGCGUGCCGCGCGAUAGCUUUGAUAGUUCUGACAGCAACCGGCGCUUCGAUCGCUUGAUUCAUGCCCUGCUGGCGGCCAAUCCAGAUCUCCAACACUCGGAGGGCUUGGGUGCCUUGUGCUGCGUGGUGACCGCUGUUUUCCAACAACGCGAGGAGGCCGCCUUCCUGGCACUGCAACGACUCUUGCAUGGCUUUCUUUGGCCGCUCUACGGUCCAGAUGGCUUGGCCCAGCGCCGCCGCAGCUUACAGAUCUUCGGGACGUUGAUGAGCUUUGCGGAUCCUCAGCUGGCUCUCCACCUGCAUGAGCUUGGAAUGCAGCCAGAUGCUUAUGCAAGUGACUGGCUUUGCACAUGGUUUGCGAAACUGCUUCCACUGCCACAAGCUAUCCUCUUGUGGGACACGCUGCUUUUGCAUCCUCCGCAGUUUCAGCUCUUCGUUGGUUUGUGCCUGGUACAUUUCUUCCGGGAGUCCCUGCUCUCAUUGAAUGAAGCCUCUCAGAUCGCGACGUUUCUAUCCAGUUGUGCUCAACUGGUGGAUAUACAGGUCUUAGUCACCGCAGCAAGGGACUUCUUUCAGGCACUUCCGGCCUCUCUUACUUUGCCCGUUUAUCCUAGACACUCAGCUGGUGAAGCCUUGCUUUGGGAAGAAGGAGCUGCUCCCAUUGCAGCCGACCCCAGCUGGGGCUACUUGAACUCCAUGCUCGGUGGACAGCCACAGGAGAAGUCCGAAGCGCAGCAGAAGCUGGCCCAGCAUGCGACAGAGCAAUGGCGACAAUGUGAAUGGUGGCGCCAGCGCAGCAAGAAUGUCUCAACACCGCCGAUCAUUACAGUGGACGAUUUUCUCAGUUAUCGCAGUCGUUGCUUUAUUCUAGACGUCCGUCCGACAGAGGAGUUCGACAACUGCCAUUUCCAAUCCAGCAUUCACGUCAGUGAUCCUGAAGCACCUGAUUUGCUGUCCUCGUUGCCUCCUGACUUUGUGUCUCACUGCGGGACACCAAGAGAAGCUCAGGAGGAGCCUGCCUCACCGUGGCUUUUUGCCACCUCACGUUUGCGGUUGGUGGUGGUCAUUGGGGCAGAGGAUUUUGGCAUCGCUUUUGCUGAUCGGCUGUUGAAUGCCGGCAUCAGGCAUGUGCUUUGUCUUCUAGGAGGCAUCGCUGGAUUGAGAGAGCAAGCUCCAACAUACUUGACACGCGUGGAUCGGAGCCGCGGUGAAAAGGGCAGAUGGGCAGGGGUAUGGGGCCCGAUUUGA